AUGUGGUAUUAUACAGUAACUAUCUUCCUGGUUGUGUUAACCCCUGGUGUCUUGGGUGACGCUCAAGUUCCGAAUUUCGACUGUGAUUUUGAAAGUGAUCAAUGUGGAUGGACCUUUGAUUUAUCGAAUAAACUAGUCUGGACCAGGAACUCUGGACCUACUCCGACUCCAAGGACUGGACCGUCCGGAGAUCAUACAUCAGGCUCAGGAUUUUACCUGUACAUCGAAGGUGCUGAUGCCAGUACUGGGGACAAGGCGACCAUCAUAUCGCCGACCAUCCCCGCCCUCCCCGCUGGGGGAGCAUGUGUCUCAUUCUGGUAUCAUAUGCUGGGGACAACCAUGGGUACAUUGACAGUGUAUAGCCCUCAAAACCAGGAGAAGUGGAAGAAAGCGGGCGACCAAGGGAAUCUGUGGAAGCAGGCAAACGUUUGGUUGCAGUCCACUUCAAGCUCGUCUCAGAUGUAUAUUACUGGCGAGCUUGGCGGAUCGCAUUACUCAGAUAUGGCCAUAGAUGAUCUGUCAAUUAAAACAGGAAUCGUGUGUCCAGAUGAUUUGCCAGAUGCCCACAGUUGUGAUUUUGAUCAAGAUUUUUGCUCCUGGUCUUCUACUCCUAACCCUAAGAUCAAAUGGAUAAGACAUUCUGGUCCAACCCAAUCCACAUCAACCGGUCCUUCAAAUGACCAUACAAAAGGAGAUAAGACAGGAUAUUACAUCUACGUCGAAGCUAGCGGUGCUGCCUUGGGUGCCAAAGCUCUUCUCAUCUCUGACGUCAUAAAGAACAGUGACAAUGGGUACUGUAUGGAUUUUUGGUACCACAUGUUUGGUUCAACCCUUGGUGUCCUGAGUCUAUACCAGAAGAUUGAAGGAAGCGAUGAUCCGCAGACCUUGAUAUGGACUGAGACACAACCUAGAGGUCCACAGUGGAAUCAAGCACAGCUACAAUUCACUGGCUCCGAUCCAUACCGGCUUGUCGUAGAAGGAGGAAUUUCAUUAGAAAACAUCGGGUAUGGAGACAUUGCAGUUGACGAUAUCUCGUUUCACGACGGCAAAUGUCCAACACCAAAUCACUGUGAUUUUGAGAGCGGAGAUUGCGGCUACACUUCCGGAAGCGGAAGUAACUUCAACUGGAAUGUCAUCCAGCCAAGUUCAGAUGUCAACACGCCCUCUAUCGACAGCACUUACCGAACUGCAGCAGGACACGUUCUUUUUGCUGAUAUUUCAUCUUUGACAUCGAAGAAUCAGAAAGGGAUUAUUGAGACCGGUAUGUUCGAUGCGACCGGGGUUAAAGGUCAAUGUUUUCAGUUCUGGUACUACAUGGGGACGUCUACCGUAUCUGUACUAAAGGUAUUCUUGGUGAUAGGAGGAGAACGAACCAAACUAUGGGAGAUGCAUUCUGCUAGCCAUCCUGCAGAAUGGCAUGUUCAAGAAACAAACCUUGUCAGUACAACACAGAAAAUGAAGAUUUCAUUCGAAGCUAGCAGUGAUAACAUCGACUGGCCAGGCGGUAUAGCAAUAGAUGACAUUACCUUGGCGGAUUUCCCCUGCUCACCUUUUGGUAGCUGUGACUUUGAGAAUGGAUACUGUACGUGGAAGAAUGAAGAAAAUGAUGAUGACACUAACUGGCUGCGUAACAAUGGAAAGACGAUAUCGGCUAACACUGGAGCUGAUGUGGAUCACACGUAUGGGACUGAGGAUGGUGAAUACAUCUACUUAGAAGGCUCGUUCCUGGAAGAGGGAAAUGCUGCCAUCUUGAAAUCCACAGUGUUCACAGCCGAUACAACCCGAUGCUUCGGGUUCUGGUAUUUCAUGAUGGGUAGUGGGAUAGGUAAUCUCAUAACACAGAUCACUGCCGAGGGUCUAUCCCCAGAACUGACUCUCAGGACCAUACAAGGAAACAAGGGAUACGGAUGGAAACAAGCUUUUGUUCCCAUACAAUCUCUAUCUGGUUCAUACUCCUAUGAGAUUCUCCUGAAAGGUACCAUUGGUCCUACUCCAUACGCUGAUAUCUCCAUCGAUGACAUCACGGUUGAGAACAGGGAUUGCUCUGAUGAAGCAGCUCCGGUUACACACAACUGCAAUUUCGAGAGCGAUCUCUGCUACUGGUAUCAAGAUGAACAAGACGAUUUUAAUUGGGUUCGGGCUUCAGGAGUCUCGGAUAGUGCAGGAACCGGACCCGGAGCGGACCAUACCUAUGGAAAUGAUCGAGGAUACUACAUAUAUACAGAAGCCUCUGGUCUCCAACCUGGCAACGUGGCUCGCCUUUUGUCUAAUCUCCUUAUCAACCCAAGUGAAGGUAGCUGUAUGGAGUUUUGGUAUCAGAUGUACGGUAUGCACCUUGGAAGUCUAAACGUAUACAUGAAGAUUGAUGAUAAUGAGACCGCCCUCUGGAGUGAGACAGAGCCCAGGGGUCCGCACUGGAUUCCAGCACGAGUGCAGAUUAAUACAACGGACCGAUUAUCCUUUAAGAUCGUUACCACGUCUGAAGUUCAACCAUGUGUUUCAUAUACUAUGUCUCUAUCAAAUUUAAAGGUUAUAUUUGAAGGUAUCAGGGGGCCAGAUUUUCAAGGGGACAUCGCCUUAGAUGACAUUACAUUCACAACCGGCGAUUGCGGCACACCGAGUUACUGUGGGUUCGAGAAUGGAGUAUGUGGUUUCAACCAACCAGCAAGUGAUGUCGUACAAUGGGUACUAACAUCGUCGUCUCCAUCUUCGUCAUCACCAACACCGACAACCGCCCCGUAUCUUCCACCGUUUGAUGCUACUUAUAGAACACUCGCAGGUCACUUUAUGUAUCUUGAACUUCAUGAUGAUCAGAACAAUAACGAUGGUGGACUAUCGACAGGUGUAUUUCCAACAGGAACAGCUGCAGACAGAUGCAUUAACGUCUGGUUUUAUAUGCAAAAUAGCGUUAAAAUAAGUCUGAAGGUCAUACAGUUAGGAUUGACUUCGACGAAUCAAAAUCAGCUAGCUUCAGUUGUUGGUGAAGAUUUGGCAGAUGAAUGGCACGUAAUACAAGCAGCUCUAUCCAUCACAGAGGAAUUCAAGAUCAUAUUCCAAGCUACGAAUCUCGAUCAGAAUGAGGAUGUCUCAAUAAGCAUCGAUGAAUUCAAGAUUACAGAUGGCCUAUGUCCUCAACCUGGCAGUUGUGAUUUCGAGAAUGGUUUCUGUACGUGGAAAAACGAGGAGAACUUCGAUGAUUUCGACUGGCAGCUCAUACAGGGUAGGACGCCCUCUGACAACACAGGCCCGCCAUCCGAUCACACCAAAGGGACGUCAUAUGGCAUCUACGCAUAUGUUGAAACAUCCGGCCGUGCAACAGGGGACAUUGCCAUCCUUAAAUCAUCUGAUUUUCAAUCUGGGUCCACACAAUGUCUCGAGUUUUAUUAUUACAUGUAUGGAACCAACCUUGGUAGACUUGAUGUCCAGGCGCUACAAGACAAGGAUACAAUCGGCACAACGUUUAGGUCAUAUAAUGGUACCCAGGGAAGUGCCUGGAGACAAUCGCUUGUGAACUUUGAUAUAUUUGAUGGUUUAUACUACACAAUCCUUUUCAACGCAAGUGUAGGAGCAACAGGGUUGAGCGACAUAGCUAUUGAUGAUAUCAGCGUUUACCCGGGUAACUGUUCCGGACGCUCAGACAUUUGCGAUUUCUUCGUCGACUUCUGUGAUUGGGAACAAGCGGUUGAUGAUGACACUGAUUGGUUGAUUGGUUCCGGAAGUGACAGUAACGACCAACCUCUCAGGGACCAUACCACAGGAGCUGUAGGAGGAAAUUAUGCUUACAUCGACUUCCGCGAUGCACAAACCGAACCUGGAGAUCAAGCCCGUCUACUCAGCUUAGAGCGAAACCCGCCUGCCGAUGGUCAAGCAGAAUGUCUUGGUUUCUGGUAUCACUUAAAUGAGACGAACGCAGGAUCCUUGAACAUUAUGGCCACAUGGGUAGAUAAUGGCACAACGGUGGUCACUGAUCCACUAUGGACCAUCAGUGGUAACCGUGGUGAUCAGUGGUGGUUUGGUGCUACAACGGUCGUCUCCAAGUUUCCCUAUCAGGUCAUCAUAGAAGGCACAGUUGGAACUGCGACGACUGGAGGCAUUACCAUAGACGAUGUCGGGUUUACUUCCGGGGCAUGUGAUCAACCAGGUCACUGUAGCUUCGAUCGGGAUAUGUGUUCGUGGCAAACUACUGGGGAUGAUGGCGAUCACGAUGAGCGACCUUGGAUACGGGAGUCUGGUAGAACAGUCAGUGGCAACACCGGACCAGCUAAUGACCACACUAAAGGAACAGCUGAAGGGUAUUACGUACAUGUAGACGCCACGGACGCUGAAGAUGGCGACACUGCUACACUUUUUAGUGAAGUCUUCGACCCUUCGUCCGCUGAGGGCGAUUGCUUUGCAUUCUGGUACCAUAUGAAGGGAAAAGGGGAAGUUAACCUAACGGUAUACUAUCAACAGUUCGACCCUCCUACGACCUAUGACCCACAGGAAGUGUUUGUCGUCAGUGGCAAUCAAGGUGACAUGUGGCUGGAAUAUCAAUUUGACCUUUCCUCGGAUAUGGAAUUCCAGAUUUACUUCCGGGUCGUGUACAGCGAGGGAGGCUACAUUGAUGUGGCUAUCGAUGAUACGAGUCUUACAACAACGAAAUGCUCAGAAUACAACCAAUGGCACUGUACGUUCCAGGAUGGUCUAUGUGGAUAUACACAAGCUGAUGAUGAUGAACAGGAUUGGACUAGCAAGUUCGGUCGUACACCAUCUUUUGACACGGGCCCAAAUCACGACCACACCAUCGGCAAUGUCUUCGGUGAAUACCUUUACUUGGAGACCUCAACUGGGAACGCCGGUGACAAGGCACGGCUCCUCAGUGCGUUCGCCCCACCAGGCAAAUACUGCAUUGACUUCUGGUUCCACAUGUACGGUCAACACGUCAACACGCUUAAUGUUUACAUUCAAAGGAAUGCAACGAUCCUGGACCUACCAGUGUGGACUAGGUCUGGGUCUAUUGGCAAUCAAUGGAUGGAAGGAUAUGUGGACGUGGUUGACGUCGAGGAAUUCAGGGUUGUUUAUGAAGCAAUAAGAGGAAUAUCAUACCUUGGAGACAUCGCUAUCGAUGACCUUGACUUGAUUGAAGGGGAAUGCACAGGUACCCAUAUGUGUGAUUUUCAACACGAUGACCUAUGUGGAUAUCAUCAAGAAACUAUCAAGGAUGAUUUUGACUGGCUGCAAGGAUCCGGAAGUACGUUGACCCCUGGAACUGGUCCAACAGUAGACCACACCUAUGGUACCGAUUACGGCAAGUACAUGUAUAUAGACUCAUCUGUACAAUCACCUGGAGACAUAGCCCAAUUCAAUUCAAAGACUGCAGAUCCAGAUCCGUCUGGUUUCACCUGCUGGAAGUUCUACUAUUAUAUGAACGGUGCUGGAGUAGAUACACUAAGGAUACUGUUUGACGUUGAUGGCAGCCAAACGGAAAUAGCUGCAAUAUCGGGCAACCUCGGGAAUGGAUGGCAUUCAAAGCAAGUAGAAGUGGCGACCGCACAGAGGUAUCGUGUGGUGUUUGAAGCAUCGGUAGGGGAAAACAAGGAGACAGGAGAUAUUGCAAUCGAUGACGUAGACUUUAGGAGUGGUCCAUGUGGACACGACUUAUCAUGUGACUUUGAGGGCAGUAAGUGCCUAUGGGAGAAUACACAAACUGGUGAUAUAGCCGAUUGGAUCCGAUAUACUGGUAUUACACCGACACCAAGAACAGGACCUAAUUUUGACCAUACAACAGGGACAGAAGAAGGCUUUUACAUCUAUUUCGAGAGUCAAACCGCACAACCUGGUUAUUCUGCCUGGUUACUGUCCCCGCCCUUCAAUUAUGACGUCACAACUACAUGCUUUACAUUCUGGUAUCACAUGUUUGGUUCGUAUAUCGGUGAGCUUAAUUUCAUCCUCAUCGAUGACGUCACAAAGGAAGAAACCUAUCGAUGGCGUCUCCAAGGGCAACAGAAUCCUGAUCAGAUGACUUGGUUGCAAGGGAAAUUCCAGGUGUUAGAUCCCAACGAUGGCAUGACAACUACGGCGACCCCAUCGACAAGAAAAAUAUUUGUGAUCAAAGUUGAGGCGGUAUUAGGUUAUUACAGCUAUGGAGACAUCGCAUUGGAUGAUUUCAGCCCGGAGAGCGAUACGUGCGAUUAUAUGCCUUUGGCAGCCAAUCCCAUCAAUCAAGAUACUGUUAGUUGUGAUUUUGAUUCUAACUGGUGUGGAUGGAGGAAUAUGCCGGAUGAUAAUCUUGACUGGUACAGACAAAACUUUCGAACCCCAACAACUGAUACAGGGCCUGAUUAUGAUCAUACUACAAAUUCACAACUUGGUUUUUACCUGUAUUUCGAGGCGUCACCUGGAUCUCAGGGGUACAAUGCUAAGCUACAAUCUGUACCUAUCACUGCUACACCUAACGGAGCAUGCUUUAAAUUCUGGCUUCACAUGUAUGGACAAUCGAUGGGUGCAUUGGAGGUCUCUUCUGUUCGCAUAGACGAAAAUCAACAAGAAUCUUUGUGGAAGCAGUCUGGGACACUCCAAAAUAAAUGGGUUUACAGACAAAUAAACAUUGUGGCUGACUAUCAUUAUCAGAUCAUAUUCAAUGCAGUACGUGGAAUUUCCUACUGGGGUGAUAUUGCCAUAGAUGAUAUUUUCCUCGAUCUAACUUCAAACUGUCCAGUUUUGAAGGAAUGUAGCUUCGAGACAGACUUCUGUGGUUGGUCUCAAGAGAAGAUUCAAGAUGAUUUUGAUUGGUCUCGGAGUCGUGGUAAAGAUCACAAGGACAUCCCAGUUGAUAGUACUGUUGGGGUAGAUACGGGUUACUACGUCUGGGUGGAUACAACUACCUACCCAGUGGAUGGUCAAAGCGCUAUUCUUUUCAGCCCUACUUACACACUCACCUCGAUACCACAUUGCGUUCGAUUCUACUAUUACCACGACGGGGUCGGUGCACUCACCAUUCACUCUCGCGAGUCUGGCAGAUAUUCUGAUCCGCUUUGGGAAGCGCCCCCUAUCGGCUACGCGGGGUGGAGGUUUGGAAGUAGUAGUGUGACGGACAAACAUAGUUUUGAGGCUGCUUUUAAAGGGACUGUUGGUUCUACUCCCGGAUCCUUGAUGGCUAUUGAUGACGUCAGAAUCGACGUAGGAGGAUGCCCGUCACCCGGCUACUGUACCUUUGAAGAGCCUAUCUGUGAUUGGUUCAAUGUAGAUGACAUAGAUAAAAUGGAUUGGGUUCUCAUCAGCGGUCGGACAUCUAGCGGAGGAACUGGCCCGACGAACGAUCACACAACCGGAAACGUUUUAGAAAUUGGAACGCUGAACGUACAUCUUCAAGAACUCCAGACCGGUGCAGAGAGAAAGACUCUCUGGACUAAGACGGGUGAACAGGGUAACGCCUGGUUUCUAGCUGAGAUUGACGUAUCUGUUGGUGUCUAUCAUCUCAUCCAACUUGAAGGCAUUGAUAGUGUUGGUUAUAGAGGGGAUAUAGCGUUAGAUGAUAUCAAAUACACCGAGCACAACUGCAAAUAUGUCCCCCCUCCUACCCCUACCCCGACCAAAGCGGUUACCUCUGCACCCCUCCAAUGGGAUUGCAGCUUCGAAGGAGACACUCUCUGCACGUGGACGCAGGGAAAGAACGAUGAUUUCGAUUGGACUAUUCAAACUGGGAGUACACCAACCGUCGGGACAGGUCCCCCUGCGGACCACACCACUCAGACUAAGCAAGGUUUCUAUAUUGUGAUUGAUUCAAGCUCUACCAGUAGUAAUGAUGCUGCCCGUAUCUAUAGCAACCCUCUCCAGGCUGGUACUCCAAUGUGUAUGACUUUCUGGUUUCACAUGUAUGGCGCUCAUGUUGGUCAACUCAGUGUAGGAUAUGGAAACACAGAGGGUAAUACAGAAGGCUCAGUUGUGUGGACUAAAUCAGGAGACCAAGGGUAUAACUGGAUGGUGGGACACGUGGCCCUCUUUACCGACACUAACAACCCUAAGGUUUACCUAGAAGGUGUGGCUCGAGACGGUUACCAAGGUGAUAUUGCUGUGGAUGACAUUAAAUUCAACUAUGGUGACUGUCCUGCCUUAUUAUUCUGUGAUUUCCAGGCUGACGAUGCCUGUGGGUAUGCUAAUGAUGACACAGAUGAGCUUGACUGGGUCAGAGAUCAUGGACUGUCAUCACCUAAAUCACUGCCUCAAAAUGAUCAUACGUCCGGCACUCAAGAUGGAUAUUACAUGCGAAUCACGACAGACCAGCUUUCAGAAGUUGAUGCUAGUGGAACCUUGCUCUCAUCCAUAUAUCCCAAUCCUCUGAGUGGCUUCAGGUGCACUGAGUUCUGGUACAUGAUUAGCGAUGACUUUGGAGAGCUGACUGUAGCAGCCUACCAAAUAGAUGCCUUAGGGGCUAUCCUACCAACAGGGGUUUCAACAUCUUUUAAGGAUCCAACGAGUGGUCUUUGGAGGAAAGCUUCAAUAGAAGUGCCAUCCAGCAAUGACAAUGUGUUUACAUUCAAACUGGUUAUCAAGAAAGCUAUUCCAGGUGUCUUUGCUGCUCUUGAUGAUAUCUAUGUCAAAGAUCAACGGUGCACUGGACAACUAGGAUCAUGUGACUUUGAAAUCGACACCUGCGAUUGGACGAACACUCAGAAUGCGGAUGAGAUUGAUUGGCUACGACACAGUGGUUCUACAGGCAACCAGGGGACAGGACCUCAGUUUGAUCACACAACAGGCUCCCUCUCUGGUUGGUACAUGUAUAUUGAUUCAGCUCUAGGUUCACAUGGGACUAGAGCUAGACUGGAGUCUUCUAGCAUUGAUCCUCAAGAGGACUUUGUCUGCUUCAGUCUCUGGUAUCAUAUGAAAUGCCCAGGCAGCAAGAACAAGCUAACAGUUGCCUGGGAAACUGCAUAUCAGACGAACAUAAUCUGGUCUUUCACUGGUGAAGCUGAUGGUUGGAACUUAAGACUACUCACAUUUAGUGUCGGAAAGCAGUAUAGAAUGAUGAUAGAGGGAGUUCAUGGUGAUGCAGCUGCAUGUGACAUUGCCAUCGAUGACCUGUAUCUAUUCAAUGGUGCUUGUAGUGCUGAUACUACCCCUCCACCACCAUUCACCUGCCUAACAGGAGAUGAGAAGGUAGAUGCAAGUACCUGCUUCUUUGACGAUGACCAGUGCGGAUACACAAGCAACUUCACAGGGCUGUUGCCAUGGAUACGCCAGGGAGCCGGAGUUCCAGCCACCCCUCCUCCCAAUCUUCCCCUACCGCCUCCAGCUCCCAAUUCUACCUUCAUGGUGGUUGAUAGGACGGCAGACCAACUUGCCGGAGCGGACUAUCCUCGGUUGGUUAGCCCGUGGAUCCAGGAGACAGGUUCUAGCUGCUUUGUUCGCUUCUGGUAUUACCUUGAUGGUGCAGAUGAUAUAGUUGUGACCUAUAAGACAUCGCCAGCAGAAGAGACCGUCAUGUAUAGAGCUGCUAUUCCAAUGUCUGGUAACUGGGAACGAGCGAUCUUUACUGUCCAGAGAAUAAGAAGACCGUUUCAAAUGAAUUUCCUAGGAAUGCUUGACUAUGCUUCUGACAGAGGUGUCAUAGCCAUCCGUUCCGUUGAGAUGAUCAUGUGUGGCUUCCCAGAACCUAAGACAUCUUGUGAAGAGGGAGAGUUUAGAUGUUCCAAUAGAGCCUGUAUCAGCAUGAAUCUGGUUUGUGACUACUCUGAUGACUGUGGGGACUAUUCAGAUGAGCUCCAAUGUGACCCUGACACAUACACAGGCCGAUGUAACUUUGAAUCUGGUAUAUGCUCAUACACAAACAUCCCUGCCGACUACAACUGGGUGAGGACAUCAGGAGCUCUUGACAUGGGUGCGAAGUAUGCCCCUACACGUGACCACACCCUUAAUGAAGUCGGGGGUUAUUACAUGCUUGCCGAUGCUAAAGGUACCGGAACAGGAGAUGUUGCCAGGAUCGCAUCGCCAAUCUUCCGGCCAACUGGUCAGACCUCUACAUGUAUGAUAUCAAUGUUCAUCUUUCAACAUGGCCCUGAUGUUGGUACCCUCAAUGUUUACACAAGAACAUCAGUCGGAGGUCCUCUGACUCUCCUUAUUAGUCUGACUAACUUCGAUGUGGAUAGCUUUGCUCGUUACAAUCAGAUCAUAUCAGUACAGGACAAAUUCCAGGUGCUAAUAGAGGCAGUCACAGGCAAGGGACCAGAUGGAGUCAUUGCGAUCGAUGACAUCUCGUUCUCGAACUGUGACCUCUCAAACGAUGCACUACCCCCAGGCACCACACCAGCCCCGCCCACCACCCCUAUCCCCUGUCCUAUACCCUCUGAUUACCAAUGUGGUGAUGGUCAGUGUAUCACCCAGGAUCAAGUCUGUGAUUUCAUCGUGCAGUGUAACAACGGACGAGAUGAGCAAAACUGUGGUGGAUGUGAGUUUGAUGAUUAUGGGUACUGUGGAUCUCUUGUGUUAAGCUGGAUACCUAUGAAGGCUGGGAAUGACCCAGACGCACUUCCUACUGAUCACAAUAAUAAUUUAACAGCCCCUGGAUUCUACCUCCAUGGUCAUUUUGGUCUUAACAGCUUGACCACUCCUCCUAUAGGACCAACUGGUGCUUUGUGUCAAGUCCAGUUUUAUUACUACAUGACUUCCAAUCAACCUUUCACUAUCUUCAUCAAGAAUGGGCCCCAGAUAUAUGGAACAAAUGGAAAGGAAUCCUUAGGAACAUGGCUGUUGGGAACAGCAUUUAUUGGAAAGUUCAAGGAGAAGAUUCAGAUUACAUUUGAACAUCUCAACCUGGAUAAUCCAGAUAACCCUGACUUUACAGCUCUGACCGUUGGCUUGGAUGGCAUCAGCUUUUUCAGUUGCCUUGGCGAUUCCAAUGUCUCCCCAGAUAUCAGCUGUACGUUUGAAGAUGGUAUGUGUGGGUAUAUUCAAGGGAAGAGCCCAGAUGAGGAUGAUUUUGAUUGGCUGAGAGGAACAGGAGAGACAUCGUCGGAUACAACCGGACCAAGGUUUGAUCAUACUACUGGCUCAGGGUAUUACAUGUACAUUGAGGCAGACGGACAAGCCGAUGGCGACAAAGCGAUUCUAAAAUCCCAUCUUCAGCGGCCAACCAAUGACGAUGGGGUUUGCCUGACAUGGUAUUAUCAUAUGUAUGGACCGGAUGUUGAUAAGUUUAAUGUUUACAUUCAGCAAGAUGGGAUGAUGACACCAAUCUUCAAACGUCUAGGGACACAAGGAAACCAAUGGAUGUAUGAACAAUGGACUGUCAUCUCACAGACUUCUUGGGCAGUUGUAUUUGAAGCCUUCAAAGGAUUGGAGAAUGCUGGUGACAUUGCCAUUGAUGAUAUCAUAGUAAUAGAUGGAACCUGUUCACCACAAAGAACAUGUGACUUUGAGGUUGGCUUCUGUUCAUGGAGUCAAGACUCUAAGGAUGAUUUUGAUUGGUCGAUUGGUAACAAUGGAUCCAGCAUCGAAGGCACAGGACCCCCGGUAGACCACACUAUGGGAACAGAUUUAGGAAUGUUUGCCUAUGUGAAGACGGCCAAGCCUCCCAGAGCUAAUGGUGAAGUAGCCCAGAUAUUCAGCCCUGUCUACCCUGCCGCAGUUAGUGAAUGCCUGACCUUCUGGUUCCAUCUCUAUGGGGGCGCUAUCGGAAAGUUGGAGGUUCUCGUCUAUGAUACCGUGUCUAAACAAUCGUCCAGUGUGUGGACUGAAUUCAGUCACAGUGAGAUGGGAUGGCAUUAUGGACGUGCCUCUCUCACAGCCAACCACCCAUAUCAGAUUGUCAUCAAGGCUACAUUAGGUGACGGCGACGAUGGUGAUAUUGCCAUCGAUGAUCUCACUGUUCUGGAUGAAGCUUGCUCAAGGCCUGGUUUCUGUGAUUUUGAGAAUGGUAGAUGUGGAUGGAGUAAUGAAAAGGAGAAAGACCAAAAAGAUUGGUUACGCAAUAACGGCGCUACCUCAUCACCUUUCACUGGUCCAUCAUUUGAUCACACAACGGGAACUGACCAAGGAAUGUACAUGUAUUUUGAGGCCGAUAGUGAUCAAGCCAAUGUGAAGGCUGAUCUUGUGAGUGAAUUUCUUCCAAAGACUCAGGGAUCCUGUAUGACCUUCUGGUAUCACAUGUUUGGUGAUGGUAUUGGCAGCUUGGAUGUAUAUAUAAUGGGCUCUGAUGGAAACCUUUUCAAACCUUCUGCAUGGAGUAUGAGUGGCUCACAGGGUGAUGUAUGGAUACAAGGCAGUGUAGAUAUUGUGUACAUUGGGGAAUUUAAGAUUGUGUUUGAAGCUACAGGGACGAGUAAUGGAAAUGGUGACAUUGCUAUAGAUGAUAUUGAUAUAAAUACAAGAUCCUGCAGUGAUGGGGGAGGUCCAACAUCUUUACCUGUGAUACCAAUGGAUUGCACAUUCGAAUCAAACAUGUGCUCAUACGGCCAACUGGACAGCGACCAGUUUGACUGGACGCGAACCUUCUGGUUCAGCGGCACCGAUGGCACAGGGCCCGAGACAGAUCACACCAAAGGCAGUACCUUUGGAUGGUACGUCUACACGGAUGCAACAGACCGCAAUCCCGGGGAUAAGGCACGACUUGGUAGCCCUGCCCAGAACCCAACCGGUUCCGGAUCCCCUAAGUGCUUGGUCUUUUGGUAUCAUAUGUACGGCGUGCAUGUCAAUAGGUUCAAUGUUUAUCUACGGAUCUCAGGUCCUCAGAUGACGGUGGAUAAGAUCAUCUUCACUAAGUUUGGCACUCAGGGCAAUCAAUGGCAGAAGGCUGAGAAAGAGAUCACAACAGAUGAUAUCUGGAUGAUUAUUUAUGAAGGUGUAAUAGGAGAGAGUGAGAUUGGAGACAUUGCACUUGAUGAUAUAUCUCUUUACGAUGGUCCAUGCCCUCCUCAAGUUGAAUGUGACUUUGAAAUGGAUUUCUGUUCCUGGACUCAGGACCAGACUAACCAAUGGAAAUGGCAGAGGGGUACAGGACCAACUCCUACACCAAGCACCGGACCCUCAUAUGAUCACUCUACUGGCAGUGCUGUAGGUUAUUAUGCUUACACUAAAGCAUCAGAUGCAUCAGCUGGAUCCAAGGCUAGGCUCUUUAGUCCCAUCUAUGUAGAUACUGAUUUGGAAUGCCUGAAGUUUUGGUACCACAUGUAUGGCGGGGACCUAGGUCAACUGACUGUUUAUACAGAAGACCAAGUUACACAUGGUAACAGUGACCCAUUGUUCACACGCAGCGGUCCUUCUGAUGAUUCCUGGAGGUUUGGUCAGGUUAGUAUAUCAUCAUCUCAUCGUUAUAAAGCUGUCAUUGAAGCUACACGUGGUGAUGGUGUCCAGGGAGAUAUCGCUAUUGAUGAUGUCGAGAUCAUCAGAGGGGCAUGUCCACCUCCAGGAUUCUGUGAUUUCCAAAAGGAUCUUUGUGGCUGGUCCCAAGAGGUGGUCCAGGACCAGUGGGAUUGGCUUAGAUCUUCUGGAGGAACGGACAGUCCUAAUACAGGACCACAGGUAGACCACACAUAUGGAACUCGUGAUGGUUUUUAUAUUUUCUUUGAGAGUUCCUUUCCAAACAUGAAAAUUGGAGAAACAGCAAUACUCAACAGUGAGCACUUCAGUCCUACCCAAGCUGCUUGCCUUAGCUUCUGGUAUUACAUGUAUGGCACACAUGUGGGUGAUCUUAACGUUUGGAUGUCAUAUCCUUCUGGAAAGCCGAGGCUGUCUUAUUGGUCUCUGAGUGGGGACCAAGGCUAUGCUUGGUUCAAUGCUAAAAUUGAUCUUGCAAGUGAUGAAGAAUUUAGGAUGCAACUGGAGGCUGUAUACAAAGUUGUAGGAGAACGGGGAGAUAUUGCAGUGGAUGAUUUAGACUUUGAGAUGAUAGGAUGUUCAAAUAUUGGUACUCCUGCUCCAGUAACCACUCCAAAACCUACAGCAGCUCCUGUUCUGUCUAUCUGCACCUUCGAGACAGACUUCUGUGACUUCACCCAAGGCACACCAACCUCUGUGAGAUGGUAUCGAGCCACAGGCAACCAACCGAUCUCAAACACAGGACCAACUGUAGACCAUACACAGGGAAACAUAUAUGGUCUCAAGACCAAUGUUGGUAAUGCCGAUGACUACAGUCAAUUGACCACUAGCUCAAUGACCACUGGUCCUAAAGGAUACUAUGUAUAUCUCAAGACCGAUGUUGGCAAUGCCGAUGACUUUGGUCAAUUGACCACUAGCUCAAUGACCGCUGGUCCUAAAGGCAUAUGUGCUUCCUGGUGGUAUCAUAUGAAUGGUGCUGAUAUCAAUAAGCUUGAGGUAUGGAGGGAUGGAUCAAGCAACGUCAUGGAAUGGACAAGGGUUGGACACCAAGGACCAGACUGGAAGCAAGGCCAGAUCUAUCUCAGUGGAUAUUGUGAUUUUGAGCAUGGUGACUUGUGUGGAUUUGAUCAGGAUUACAAUGAUCAAGGAGAUUGGAAUGUGGAACCUAAUGAUUUCAGCUCCUUGGCCUUAACCUAUGGACCUGAUACAGAUCACACAUAUGGAACCAAUAUAGGUCAUUUUAUCUACGUGGACAGUAUCAAUAACAACUACAUGUCAAAAGUUCGACUGAUCUCACCGGUCUACCCAUCAACAUUUCAACAAUGCCUUCAGCUUUGGGUAUUCAGCGAGGGCACUGAUGCACCCGACUUCACAGCGACCGUCACAAUCGGUGAUACCCCGCUUACUCAGAUCUUGAGCCUUGACAACUCUAAUUCUAGGGGCAUGUGGAUUCCAUACGAAGCAUCGUUUUCCAGUAGUUUGGACCACACUAUAAUUUUUGAGGCCACAAUUGGUUCUGAUGGAGUUUUAGCCCUGGAUGACAUCAACUUGAAUAAAGACUACUGUGCACCUCCAGGGUCAUGUGACUUUGAGUAUGACACCUGUACCUUUUAUAACUAUCCUUCUUCGGUUGGUAAUGAUCAAUUUGAUUGGCUAAGGGCUAGUGGUCCCACACCCUCUCAGAAUUCUGGUCCAAACGCAGAUCAUUCUACUGGAACAGCAGCAGGAUUCUACAUGUACAUUGACUCGGCUCCACCUCGUCAGACUGGAGAUAGCGCUAUUCUUAACUUUCCCUUUCUAACUGGUGAUAAGUGUAUAUCAUUCUGGUAUUACAUGGGCGGAGCAGACAGUUCUCUUGAUGUAAAAAUGGAUCUUUCUCUGUGGUCUAAGACAGGUCCACUCGAUAGCACAUGGAUGCAUGCUACAGUAACCGUCACUACCAAUGAUGUGGAUAUGACUUAUAGUGUUAGCCUAAUAGGUACCAUAGGAACACUUUCUCAGAGUGACAUUGCUGUAGAUGAUAUCAGUGUCUAUGAUGGCCCCUGUGCAGGGGCUACUAACCCACCACCAUGUCAGUUUAACUGUGAUAAUGAUGUGUGUCUGAAGGAUGCUACAUUGGUGUGUAACUUUAAUGAUGAUUGCGGGGACAGCAGCGAUGAGGUCAACUGUGGUUCUUGUGACUUUGAGUCAGGUUGGUGCAAUUACACGGACAAUAGUAUAGGCAGCCUAGUAUGGCUAAGAGGUCAAGGGUCAAAACACGUAGCUGACUCUGGACCAGCCAAAGAUCACACAAUUGGAACAAGUGAAGGUUACUAUCUAUACGUUGAUUCCAGUGAAAGUUCUAAAUACAGUGAAGCUUUUCUUCUCUCACCGGAGCUGAAUGAAGCAAGUCCUCACUGUAUUCUUGACAUUUGGAUUCACGUAUAUAGAAAUGUUUAUGCAUCUGUCCACUUUCUGCUCGUUUCUGGGAUGGACCGAGCCUUUGUUUCAUAUUAUUCGAAGCUUGGAACGGGAGAAUGGUCGUUUGUUUCUGUCCCUAUAGGACGUGUUAAAGGCACUUUCCAGAUUGAAGUGAAAGCAUUCAGGGCUUAUGUUGGCGAAGGGGAUAUCGCCAUUGAUGAUAUCUCAUUCCGUGACUGUAAUUUUCCUGCGCCACCUCCAGGUGGAUGUAGUCCAGUAGAAUUUACCUGUGGGAAUGGAAACUGCAUCAACACAGACAGAUAUUGUGAUCUCACAGACGACUGUGGAGACAUGUCUGAUGAGAUCGAUUGUGACAAUUAUGAAAGCUGUGACUUUCAGACUGGUAUCUGUAAAUGGACUCAGCUGAGAGCAGAUGAGGUUGAUUGGAGAAGAUGGAAAGGACUGACCAGGUCGAUUGGGACUGGUCCUGGUAGAGACCACACGACGGGUCUAGAUUCAGGUUACUACAUCUAUCUCGAAGCAAGCUUAGCAAAUUAUGGCGACAGGGCACGUCUUGCCUCAAGAACUCUUACUUCAGUAUCAGCUACAGGAUGUUACCUACGGUUCUAUUACUGUUUGUUUGGUCAGCAUAUCAAUGAGCUGAAUGUUUACACGAGACAAGCGAUCAAUGGCCCGUUGACACGUAUCUGGACCAGAAGUGGCGAUAUCGGAGAAUACUUCUUGAGAGCUGAUAUUGAAUUGAAAGAUAUUAAAUCUCUGCAGGUUAUCAUUGAAGCUGUAGGAGGAGAUGGUGAAUACGGUGACAUAGCCAUUGAUGAUACAAGUUUCACACCAGGAUGUUCAUUCAGUAACACACCGUUGCCAACAGUGACUACGUCAGCGCCUACUGCACCUCCUGUUAAUGGUCCAACCUGUGGACCAGAUUCAUACCAAUGCAACAACGGGACUUGCUUGGAUGUUGAUCAGAGGUGCGACGGCAAGAUGGAUUGUGGAGAAUCAGAAGAUGAAACUGAUUGUGGCAACUGUGACUUUGAAUCUGAUGAGUGUGGCUGGACUGGUAUCCCCAACGGACUUUACCUGUGGACCAGGAUUCAGGCUAGCGGUGCCCCAAGUGGGCGUGGCCCAAGUCUUGACCACACCCUUAAUAGUGGCACAGGUUACUACAUGUUUGUUGAUAGCACUUUUGGAACAUUUGGAAUGACAGCUCUCCUCCUGAGUCCACUGGUCCUUGGAAGUACUGGGUCAAGAUGUGAGAUGGAGUUCUAUUAUCACAUGCGUGGUGAGGCAGGUACGCUAACCUCUAUCCUGUAUGUUGAUAACCUUCCGGAUUCCUCUUGGAGUAUGUCAGGUGACCAGGGAAACACAUGGCACCGUGGGUCAAUUCUUGUAGGACCUAGGUUUGCUGGCCAGUAUUAUGUUCGACUUGAAGCGUCACCUGGGGUUGGUUUUGAGAACACUCAAACACCUACUGAUAUAGCUGUGGAUGAUAUCAACUUCAUUAACUGUGAUAAAUCUACAGAUCUAAACUGUGACUUUGGAGCUGGUGAUUCUGAUGGAACCUUCUGUGGUUGGACACAGGGUGACGGCUCAGAUUCUCUUGAUUUUGGAUUAUUAAGGAAUCCUCCAUCAGGGACUGGCUAUGCAGGUCCAUCGGCUGACCAUACUGAUGGGACAGGUUACUUUGCUGUUGUGAUUGCUCAGAACCUACCUGCGGAAGGAGAUUUUGUCCGUUUAUUGUCUGGCGCCCUCAGAUCAACUGAUAACCAACCCUUCUGUAUCUCAUUCUGGUAUCAUAUGUCCGGCCCUGCUGUUGGGUCUCUCAAUCUCAUUCAGAGAGAUACAGAUGGUAAUAAUGAAGUUAUGAUUUGGACCAAGAGAGGCAACCAAGGCAAUACAUGGAUACUAGGUCAAAGGAACAUAAUAACCACCUCAAACUAUGAACUGGUCCUUGAAUCAGUGUGUGGUAGUAACUGGUUCUCUGGUGAUAUCGCAAUCGAUGACAUCAUGUUUAAAGAGGGCGCUUGUCUUGAUACAGUGGAAUGUGAUUUUGAACUUGAUUUCUGUGAUUGGAAGAAUCUUGGCUCUGAAAGCGAUGAUUUUGAUUGGCUGAGAGGAACUGCUCUCUCGUCUCAAGGAAUAGGACCAGAUAUUGAUCACACAACAUUUACAAACACAGGAUAUUACCUCUAUGUUGAUACCAGUGUGAAUGGUCCAAGGACCACUGGCAUCUUACAAAGCAAGGAUUACUAUCACACUGGUCCACGAUGUGUGUCGUUCUACUAUUAUAUGAGUGGGUCUGGUCCUGGAACUCUGUCGGUCUAUAGACAGGAUGAUGGGGACCUGUUUGUUAGUCCAAGCUGGACCAAGACCGGUGACCAGGGUGAUCGAUGGAUCAGGGCAGAGCUAGAGAUCACUCCUAAUCUUGAUAAAAGCUAUAAGAUCUACAUAGAGCUUACAUCAGCAGGAAUUUCCCCCGAUAGCAGCAUGGCCAUAGAUGAUAUCAACAUUGAUGAUAGAUUCUGUUCAGCCCAAGGCUCGUGUACGUUUGAAUAUGACAUGUGUGGAUUUGACAAUGAUUAUCAGAAUGACGAUGCUGAUUGGAUGAGAGGAAGCCGUACUACGUCUUCAUCUUUCACUGGACCCGCUGUUGAUCAUACAUUACAGACUGCAUACGGUCACUAUGUCUUUGUUGAGUCAUCAUUUAGUGAUGAAGGAUUCAAGUCUUGGUUACUUAGCGAACAUUUCUCACCGACUGGAGGUCGUUGCUUGGAGUUUUGGUAUCACAUGUAUGGUGCUGGAAUGGGAGAUCUGAAUGUUUACACUGCCACUAAGAACACGGCUCCUAAACUACUAUUCACAGAGAGUGGUAAUCAUGGGAAUAUAUGGAUACAAGGACAGGUCAAUGUGGACGCACCCACAACAUUCUGGGUAAUCUUUGAAGGAGUUGUUGGGUUCAAUUACACCAGUGAUAUUGCGUUAGAUGACAUAGCCCUACAUUCCUCCGUUUGCACCGUCACCAAGCCACCACCAACUCAACCACCUCCCCCACCUACGGCAUUACCUGACAUUCAUAAUUGUGACUUUGAGAAUGGUUUCUGUAACUGGACCCAAGAUCUCAAGGAUGACUUCAAUUGGACCAGGGCUACAGGUGAGACAGUUAGUCCAGGAACAGGACCCAGUACAGACCACACCAAGAUGGACCAAACAGGAUAUUAUGUAUAUGCCGAGUUGUCUAAUCACCAACCCGGUGAUCCAGAGCCAGGUGACAUGGCCCGUUUGAACUCUGCGGCCUUGAAGAAUGUUGAUAAGACUGGAUACUGUAUGACAUACUGGUUUCAUAUGUACGGAGAAGAUAUUGGAUCCUUCACAGUCUAUGAGAAGAAAGGAGAUGUAGAGACGGCUGUAUGGACUGAGACGAGGACCAGAGGCCCUCAUUGGAAACCGGCCCACAUUCAUUUUACAGAUACAGGAACUUACUAUAUUAUCCUUGAAGUAGUGCGUGGACCUAAUGAUAGUGGUGACAUUGCCAUAGAUGACAUUAGCUUCCAUCCCGGGGUCUGUUCUACACCAGAUUCGUGUGAUUUUGAGAAUGGAGAGUGUUUCUACAGCCAGACUACCCCUGAUCAGUUUGAUUGGUCAGUCAUACAAGCAAAUUCAAAAUCAGUUGCACCACCAAUAGACACCACAUAUAGGACUCAAUAUGGCCAUGUUUUUAUUGCUGACAUGACGAGCCUGUCUUCAAAUAAAGACGUUGGGAUUGUAGAUAGUGGACCAAUAGCAGCUACUACUGGAGAUGGGCAGUGCUUAUCAAUGUCAUAUUACAUGGUCAACUCUAAAUAUUGCCAAUUUAAGAUUUAUAAGGUUCAGUUAGUAUCUGGUGAGACUGAAUUGUUAUGGGAGAUGGAUGGCAUUUCACAUGAAGAUGAAUGGCACGUCAUGGAGGUCAACCUUAAUAAUACAGAUGGCUAUUUCAAGGUCCGCUUCCAAGCCUCAACCAGAGAUCGGACGAUGAAUGCGGCUAUAUCAGUUGAUGAUAUCACCCUUAGCACUACACCUUGUCAACCAUUUGGGUCAUGUGACUUUGAGACUGGACUCUGCUCCUGGAGAAAUGAAGAGAAACUUGAUGACUUUGAUUGGAAACUCAUUCAAGGACGAACACCGACCGACUUUACUGGUCCACCAAAACACUGGAUGCAAGAUGUUGGUACCUACAUCUACAUAGAGUCUUCUGACAGGCAAAGGAAUCAAAAAGCUAUCCUAAAGUCUGGAGAUUUUCUUGCCUCUGAGAAGCGAUGUUUAGAGUUUUAUUACUACAUGUACGGCACCUCAGUAGGAUCUCUGUACGUUCAAAGGCAGACUGAUACACAAUCAAAGUUCACCAAUCUCAAGAAACUGAGUGGAAAUAAAGGAGCAUACUGGAGACAACAAUUGCUCGCAUUAGAUGUGAUAGAUGAAGCUUAUUCCUACCAAUUGAGAUUUUAUGCUACAGUUGGGACGUCUAAUUCUGGUGAUAUAUCGCUUGACGAUAUCGCUUUCUAUGAUGGAGAAUGUCCUGCCGAACCCCCAGACUGUGAUUUCUACUGUGAAGAUCCUGACAAGACGUGUAUUCCAUACAGCAAGUUUUGUGAUUUCAUACCUCAUUGUCCAAACCAAAGAGACGAAAGUGACUGUGGAUCAUCAUGUGACUUUGAAGAGGGUACCUGUGGCUGGUGGAAUUCUGGUCACAAUGUUUAUAAGUUCAUCAGACAUCAAGGGGAUACGCCAGACUCAAACACUGGUCCAGCCUUCGAUCACACCACACUUACUGCAUUCGGUUGGUAUAUGUACGUUGGCAUCACCCCUAGUUCUGGUACACGAUGUGCGGUGUUUUCAUCCAGUAUGCAUCAUCUUUUUUCAACGCUUCCAUAUUUUUUUUAA
Lytechinus variegatus (green sea urchin) is the source of this 20628-nucleotide messenger RNA. RefSeq names its product MAM and LDL-receptor class A domain-containing protein 1-like. The record is from RefSeq and is a predicted model, not a curated record. Bases 1 to 20628 code for a protein of 6875 amino acids. Lineage: Eukaryota; Metazoa; Echinodermata; Echinoidea; Temnopleuroida; Toxopneustidae. Gene Ontology annotation, cellular component: membrane. The transcript is spliced from 125 exons. Gene Ontology annotation, molecular function: protein binding.